AACGAUUACUACUGUCGUAGGGACAGAUUCAACACACGUUGGGACCGGUUAGACGUUUUUGGCAGUUCCAAGGAAAUUCUUGACUUUAACUGUAAGGAAAGGUUUUCAACACAUUAACCAAGAUGAAUGCUGCUAUAGAAAAUGCUAUGGAGCAGCAACUGCUUCAUGCUGCUAAUGUCAUGGAACAGCAGGUUGAUGCUGAGAUACAUAAGAUGGAGCAGAUGGAUGACGAUGACUUUGAAACCCUUCGUAAGAAGAGAAUGGACAUGAUGAAGAAAGCACAAUCACAAAAACAGGACUGGCUUGCUGCUGGACAUGGCAAAUAUUAUGAAAUUGCAAAUGAAAAAGAGUUUUUUGAUGAAUGUAAAAAGAGUAAACAAGUUGUUUGCCAUUUCUACAGAGAAAGUACCUUCAGGUGUAAAAUUGUGGACAAACAUCUUGCAAUUUUAGCUCCAAAGCAUUUAGAAACAAAAUUCAUCAAAAUCAAUGUUGAAAAAUGUCCGUUCUUGGUAGAACGCCUUAGAAUAGUUGUUUUGCCAACCUUGUGUAUUGCUAAAGAUGGCAAGACCACAGACUACAUUGUUGGGUUUGAUGACCUUGGUAGCAAAGAUGACUUUCCAACAGAAAUGAUGGAAUGGCGUUUGGGAGUUGCCACUAUCAUCAAUUACAGUGGCGAUCUGCUGACCCCUCCAGGAGCACAACCAACAAAGAAACCUGGUAUUCUAGGUCAUCAGAAGAAAAUCAUUCGUGGAGGUGAUGCUGAUGACAGCAGUGAUGAGGACGACUGGUAGAUGAACAUGACACUGUAGUAAAGUUUGAAUUACUUUCAGUUGUGUCCAUCAUAUUGGAAUCGUGUUGAUCUGAACUACAUUACGACUCAAGUGGUAGUCGAAAUGCAACACACACAAUGUUUGGUUCAAAUUAUUUAAAUUGUGACCUAUUUGUUGUGAAUUUAUUUAAUAAGGUACUUUUCUGGUCUUUACAUAGCGACUAGGAUAAUUAAUUUUAUCUGGGAUUUGACACUUGUUUUAAUCAAGAACAAAUCUGACAAAUAUUUUACAUUUAUGGUUUAAGUAUAAAUGAGAAAUACUGAGUAUGUAAAUAUAAUAUAUCUGAAGGGAUAGUACAUUUUAAAUGUUACAGACUGAAGCAAUGUGUUCUUGAGUUAUUACCCCUAUUUAUUAAUGGAUAAAUAUAUGAUCCAAAUCCAUAUUGUACAAGUAUCCUUCAUCAAACAUUUAAAAAAACAUUUACAAAUCCAACUUGUAAGCAUUCAUUACAGUGCAAACAAGUGAUAUAGUUUAUCAUUAUUAAAGGAUGCUGCAUGCCUAAAUAUAUUUUCGUAUUCAUUCUGGAUUGUCCGCAGUGCUUGACUCCUGACUUCAAAUAGACAAAUUGUAGACACAUGUUGGUAUGACAAACAUCAACAUACAUAAAAUGUGAACUGAGAACAGUAGACUUGAGAAAAAAUUACAAGGUAAACUUUCAGCACCUAACAGUAAACGUUGUAUAUAUAAAUUGUAAAAUAUUUUCACUAAAGGUAGUUAACUCUGUAAUAACAUAUUUAUAGUAAUGAUAGGGCCUAGUAUAUAUAGUCUUUGUGUUUCCUCAUGAUGAGUCAUCGAGGAGAUAUUAAAGAGAGGUCUGCCAUAAGCACUUGUGUUCCAAGUAAGUACGUAACUCAACAGCAUCCUCAAUUUGAUUUUGAAUUUCAUUUUUCAUGAAACUUCAUAUACAUAACAUAAUGUACUUGAAUUUCUAGCUCUCAUUUCUAGCAAUCAGCCCACUCAUAAAUCACCAUAAAAUGCUAUUUCAUUGUCCUAUGAUAUCCAAAACCAAGAAUUUUGAGUUAAAUAUUAGUCCCCCUUUGUGCAGUAUGAAUAUAUUGAAGAUAACCUAAACCUAGAAUUUUGAGUUAAAUAUUAGUCCCGCUUUAUGCAGUAUGAAUAUAUUGAAGCUUUGGUCAUUGUGAUAAUAAAAUAUUUGACAUUGUAAAACAUAAGCAACCCAUGUAUGUAUAUCAUUUGACAAUAAAUUGACAGUUUGUCUAUGACUCAUUUUCUUAGAACACGGUGGACAGUACUUCAAGGAUUUUCUGUUCAUUUUAGACUUUUCACCUUCGAUAAAACUUAAAUGGUAUUCCCAAAUAUUAUUGUAUAUUAUUAUUAGUCCUGUAAUGCCCUCAACACUUUCUUGUAAGUGGGGUAGUUGAGUAGUGAUUCAUAUCCUCUGUGAGAAAUGUGGUCAUUCAUAUCUGCAUGGAGUUUUUAAGAACACUUUGUCAUGAUUUUGAUUGUCUAGAAAUUCAUGCCAUUUAAAAAAUCAAUAAUAUUCUAAGUGGUUUUAUUAUAUGAUAUUGAUAUUUGUUUUUACAUACAAGAUAUUUCAUGGUGAUAAAAUUGAUUUAAACCACA
Messenger RNA from Pecten maximus, 2414 nucleotides. RefSeq names its product thioredoxin domain-containing protein 9-like. NCBI's taxonomy places the organism in Eukaryota, Metazoa, Mollusca, Bivalvia, Pectinida, Pectinidae. The record is from RefSeq and is a predicted model, not a curated record. Bases 123 to 791 code for a protein of 222 amino acids. Gene Ontology annotation, cellular component: cytoplasm. The transcript is spliced from 2 exons. Gene Ontology annotation, biological process: microtubule cytoskeleton organization.